CCAAUGAGUUUUGUUUAAAUUGGAAACAUGGGAAAAAAAGUUCCCAAAACCGUUGUUUAAUAUUUUAUUAAAUAAAAAAAAUGAAAUAUGGAAAAAACUCCCGUUUCGUUUCUCUGAUAUCUCACUGGCAAAGCCUCGACUCCGCUGCUUAAUCGUUGUAAUUCGUCGUAGUCGAGAGUCCAUGGGCAUUGGGCUGACUGUGCCUCUACGCUAAGAAAAUUUCCUUGGAAGAUAUUUGAUCAAAAUAUUGGUUUUCCUCAUAAACAACCUUUAAUGGAGCCUGACAGGUUAAAUUCUCCUAACACAUCUGCAAUCACAAUUGAAGUACUGGGCCAUCAACUGCAAUUUUCUCAGGAUCCGAACUCCAAGCAUCUAGGAACUACUGUAUGGGAUGCAUCAGUGGUGUUUGUCAAGUUCCUGGAAAAAAAUUGCAGAAAAGGAAGGUUUUGCUCAUCAAAACUGAAAGGAAAGCGUGCCAUAGAACUUGGAGCAGGUUGUGGAGUUGCUGGGUUUGGCAUGGCAUUGUUAGGAUGCAAUGUGGUUUCAACAGACCAAAAGGAAGUUUUGCCAUUGCUCAUGAGAAAUGUUGAACGUAAUACUUCAAGGAUCAUGCAGAUGAACCCUGAUUCAGAUUCAUUUGGUUGCAUCCAGGUUAGACAGUUGGACUGGGGGAAUGAGGAUCAUAUAAAGGCUGUUGAUCCACCGUUUGAUUUCAUCAUUGGCACUGAUGUUGUUUAUGCAGAGCAUCUCUUGGAACCACUAUUGCAGACAAUAUUUGCACUGUCUGGACCUAAAACCAAUAUUGUGUUGGGGUAUGAGAUUCGCUCCACAAGUGUCCAUGAACAAAUGAUUCAGAUGUGGAAAAAAUAUUUUGAUGUGAAAAAUGUUCCAAAAUCAAAGAUGGAUGGUAAAUACCAGCAUCCAAGUAUCCAACUUUUCAUUAUGGUAUUAAAGCCUUUAGCAGGGAGCAUUGGGAACAUGAAUGGAAGGUGUCUUGAGCAAAUUGAUGAGGCUGAAACAAGAGAAUUGGAACAUGAAGGAGAUGACAGCGUAGGGAGCAGUAAUGUUAACAAAUUAGAUGAUUGUGGCUGUGACAAAGUCGAGGAGGAUAGUAUGCUACUAACAAGACUACAAAAUGGGAAGCUUAGUGAAUGGGAUGCAAGAAGAUAUGCCUCCAUGGCUGCACGGCUUCUUCGAGAUGUCAAGAUAACCUAAAAUCAUCAGCGAAUGUUCAGGAAAUGGUGAUUUUCAGCAGGACUGCUAUUUUGCUAGGACGUAGCAUAUGGUGGUAGCAUGGGCAGCUUUCUGCAUAUCAUUGGUUGUACUGGAGAAGAACUGCAAGGGAGAAAGCCUCAUCAAGAAAAAUCAUGACAUUUUGUAUUUUGGGAAGCUCAUUUUUUUUUGGAUGCCGCAAUGGCUGCCACAAUCUACAAAUUUUCAGGUGUCAAAGCCUGCUUAUAGUGAUGAAAUAUGUAUAGGCUUUUUCUGGUUUAAUGAUAUGACCAGAGUGCAUAGAGAUUUAUCCAUAUGGAAAGGAAUAAUUUGAUAUCUAUUUUUUUUUUACUUAACUUAAUCAUUAAUUUUAUUUAGUUAAUAGUUGCAAAGUUUAUUUUGUAAAUUUAUCUUAUAGGGAUUUAGUGUUCUGUCUCUUGUUUCCUUGUACGAUUCAGUGUUUAAGCCUUGUAUGAAGGCUUCAUAUGUACUCUUUGAAGAGCUUUAUUGACAUUGAGAACUGAACCCUAUUUAGGCUUUUAUUUUUUUCUCUU
Messenger RNA from Malania oleifera, 1766 nucleotides. RefSeq lists its product as uncharacterized. Bases 274 to 1215 code for a protein of 313 amino acids. The record is from RefSeq and is a predicted model, not a curated record. The transcript has 11 exons. Lineage: Eukaryota; Viridiplantae; Streptophyta; Magnoliopsida; Santalales; Ximeniaceae.